CUCUCUCUCAAACACACUCAAUAACAAUGGCUUCAAAGAACUUAGCCUCUCUUGCUCUUUUCUUUGCCCUCAACAUCCUUUUUUUCACCUUAACCGCUGCUACUGAUUGUAAAUGCAACCCAAGUCCUAAGCACAAGCCGAUCCCAAGUCCCAGGGUCCCAAGUCCUAGGGUACCAACUCCUAGAGUCCCAACUCCUAGGGUCCCAACUCCUUCGGUCCCAAGUCCUUCAGUCCCAAGUCCUUCAGUUCCAACUCCAUCGGUCCCAAGUCCUUCGGUCCCAACUCCUUCGGUCCCAACUCCUUCGGUUCCAACUCCUUCCGUACCAACUCCUUCGGUCCCAACUCCUUCGGUACCAAGUCCUAACCCUACGCCGGUCACACCUCCGAGCACCCCUGGCUCAUCUGGAAACUGUCCUAUCGAUGCUCUCAGACUCGGUGUAUGUGCGAAUGUCCUAAGCGGUCUACUUAACGUGCAGUUGGGACAGCCAUCAGCUCAGCCAUGCUGCUCGCUCAUCCAAGGUUUGGUUGACCUCGACGCUGCGAUUUGUCUCUGCACUGCUCUUAGGGCUAACGUUCUUGGCAUCAACCUUAACGUUCCUAUAUCUCUCAGCGUUCUUCUCAACGUUUGUAACAGAAGGCUUCCGUCUGGUUUUCAAUGUGCUUGAUCGGUAUCGAUUAUGCAUAGGAAGUGCACACACAUUUUCCUCUUCAAAAUAAUUACAGUAUUAAUAA
Molecule: messenger RNA, 732 nt
Organism: Arabidopsis arenosa
Lineage: Eukaryota; Viridiplantae; Streptophyta; Magnoliopsida; Brassicales; Brassicaceae
Source: the annotation of a GenBank genome assembly